AUGAAUGCUGCUAUUGCAGCGGUCAAAAAAAGUAAAGAAGAUUAUGUACGAGAAUUAAACCCAAACCGUUUCGCUAUCAGAGAUUCUAUAUUUAAAACAUCAUUUUCUGGGCUUUCUAAAAGUCUUUCAAGCAAAAAGGAUAUCGUGGACAUCAAUUCAGAACAAAGUAUAUUUAAGGUUGGACGUACAACCGGAUUGACCAAAGGGAAUAAUAAAGAAGUACCGAUAAAUAUUAAUACGAUCAAAGAAAGGGCUUUGAUGGAUAAUGGUGAUUCAGGUUGUGUGUGGUUUAAUAGUGAUGGAUCAGUGAUAGCUUUAGGUCAUGGAACAUUAUGUGUAGGUGAAGAAUAUUCUGUAGGAUCACCAAUAAGUGUAGUUUUAAACGCUCUCUCUUCCCCCGAAACUCCUAAUCUUGAACUUUACUUGAAACAGGAUUAG
Messenger RNA from Diversispora eburnea, 438 nucleotides. Lineage: Eukaryota; Fungi; Glomeromycota; Glomeromycetes; Diversisporales; Diversisporaceae. The record is from the annotation of a GenBank genome assembly.